UGUUUAACCUUUUGCGGCGCCAAGCCUCGCGCCUCGCGCAACGUAAGCUUGCACUUGCGUGCCAUGGCGGUGGAAGCAGACAAGCUUCCCAUUUUCUUCGUUGAGAAUCCCGACGGGACCAUCGACGGUGUGGCGGGCGCGGACUCCAUCGCUCCUCCACCGGCGAAUCCACGGCUCUGGUGCCAUCACUGCAAUACGCAGCUGGAAUUUGCCGCCGGAGCAUCCUACGUCCAGUGCUACCUUUGCAGGACCAUGAACGCAGUGCUGACGGGAAGUCAAUUAGGUGGCAGAACCAUGAACAUGUUGUGCACCGUGUGCGGAACUUCAAAUCUCGCUCCCUGGGGCACUGCGUAUGUCCGAUGUGGCCAAUGCAACACGGUCUCAGAUGUCACGCACAUCUAUCACACCAAUGUGACAGGACGUUGACACCGGUGACGCCGCAGAGCUCCAGAAGUCCUGUGCGCGAAGUCCUGCGGCGGACGACGGAAAAAUGGGUCGAUCUAAGUUGGUGAACAUAACUCCGGUCUGUGGCAGGUUUAGACCUAUAGUUGGCUAUAG
This is a messenger RNA of Cladocopium goreaui, 558 nucleotides long. Lineage: Eukaryota; Dinophyceae; Suessiales; Symbiodiniaceae. The record is from the annotation of a GenBank genome assembly.